GCCAGAUGAAUUUCAUCUCCGGCAGCAAGUGAAAUUGGCGGGAGUAAAAUGGAGGUACCGGUGAAUAUAGCUGCAGGCGGCCGUGCCUGGGAGCCUGGGACUGCCAACAGAAUCAGAAUUUCGGUGCAAAAGUUGCAUGAAGUUACUCCCCCCUCCGGUGCGGAAGAACCAGUUUACAUUCCACCCGCUCUGCCAGUGAAUAAACCACGGGGCCACAGUAAAACAUUCGCUGCAAGUGUGUCAGGAGGAGCAUCAGCAGAUGAGCAUCAAACAAAAUCAAGUGGUCAGCAAACUCAAAAAGAAAGCAACCAUAAAUUACCAAAAUGGCAGCGUUCAAAUUCGAAUCAUGAACAACUAACUGAAGGAUGCCUUCUGAUGGAGCCAGGAGAUGGCAGCACACACGAAGGAAAUGAUGUUUUGAUUUCCCAUUAUACCAAAGGACAGAAAGAAGCAAAGAAAGCUAUUGUCAAGAGUAAGGUGCGGAGAGGGCCAAUAGGAAAGAAGGUCAAAGUACAGAUUCUGCACAAAUCUUCUGUCACAGACUUGGAUUCUUUUACACGUGAUGAGGAAGAGACUCAACACCAUCUGAAUUCUGUCACAACGACAGCAGCUGCCACUGCAGCAGCCAUUGUUGCUACUGCACCUCUCCUUAAGGCUCAGAGUGACCUUGAUGUUAAACUUUCUACUGUGGCUGAUUUGGGGACUAAACUCCAGGAAAUGGAUCAGCAGAUGAAGCAAGUUGUAGAGCAGCAAGCAAAGGUUCGGGCUCAGGAUUCAGGCUCUAAGGAACCACAAGAAAGAGUCCGAGAACUGGAGACACAGUUGAAUACACUCUUGAAUCAACGACUCUGCCAUUUGGAGAAAUUUCAAGAACAGCAACUUGAACUUCAGUCGAGAAUAUUGACUUCAGCAUUCACAAUGAGCAACAUCCAUUCUGUUGAUGCGGCUCCAACACAUUCUGACAAUAUGACACAGAGUUCAGCAGCACAUUGUACUCAGUAUUUGAAUCAAGGCCUCCAACAGUUGCCAAGCAACAGUAUCCAUUACGUUUCUCAUGGAGAUGUGCCGUCUGACUCCUCUGCAGCACUACUGGCUUGUCGAAGUCGUCCUUUUACAAACGGAUUUGACAUGGGAGGUUCUCUGCAGACUCCUGCUCCUCGUCAGUUUGCUCCUGUGCCAAUGUCGAAGGAUGUUCAAGUUCAGCAAAAGAGGACGAAGUCUGCCAUUCAGAAGGCCAAAGUGGAUGCAGUGAUUUCUGCAGAUAGACCAGGAAAUCGUAAUUUUUUUGAUGAGCUUCUAAAUAAUCAGGAAACUCCAGCAAGUGGGAUUGAUACUGUAGAGAAGACCAGUGUUGCUAUGACAACUGCAGGCAGACAUCCAGACAAGUCCAGCUGUGGCAACCUGCUGACUGAAUCGUUUACAGCCUUUGUAGCCCCCUCUAGGGGUUCUGGAUCAGCAGCUAGCAAAGCCAGCCCAGCUGUACAGAGAGCCACUGAUGUGCUGCAUGACCUUGGCAAACUGAAGAGAGAAAUGCAUGGAAUUCUACAGGAGGCAGAGCAUUGGCAAUCUGACCUCCAAGACAUCAAGAAUGCCAAGCUGAGCAACAGCCACAAGUCUAUUGACUCGGCAUGUCUGCAACAUCAUCUGCUCAAACAGCCUACCUGUAUUGGCAGACAGGCAAACUCCAGUCAUUCUCAGAAGCCUUCGCUGCUUCAAUCAGUAAAAGCACCAAUAUCAAUGUUUGAAGAUGCUGAAAGAAUUCUGCGUGAAGUGCAAACUAAUAAGAAAUUCAUUGAAGAAAAUCUGCAUGCAAUUGCUCAAGCAAAGGACAGCACUUCUGUAUAUUCAUUAAUUGAUUCUUUGGCUGCAGACAGUGAUGCAGCUGAGAAGAUUCGAAUUGGGAAGACUGUUGAUGCCUGGAUCACUAUUAUUAAUCAGGACAUACAGGAUGAAAUUGCAAAGAAAAAUUUUCUUCAGAAAGUUUCAACUAACCAACAGAAAUGGGAGCUGAGCUUUACUAGUAAAGGAGGUGAUGUCAAAGCUAUCAAAUUUAAUGAAGAUGUAAAAGAUAAAAGCCAAAAUAAACCAGAGUCAACAACAAAGAGGUCCUUGAGCACAGCAAGACCUCUGCAAAAGCAGCCUAAGGAGCCUUGUGAAAGUAAAAAUCUGAGAAGCAAGGCUGUUGUACAGUCAUCGUUGCACAAAGAGCAAAGGUCAAAGAUAUCCGCUAAUCUGGAUGGGAUUACUUUGAGUGACCCAGUUUUGCAAAGUGAAGACUACCUCAGAAGAGUGUAUGGAAAGGCAGUUUAUCAAGGGCAUCGUAGAACUUACAAAAAAGGUCCAUAUCUGAAGGUGAACUCUCCGAUACCUAAAUCCAAGCCACAGAGGCCGAAAAUGAUUGAGAAUAUUAAGGGUGUCAAGCUGAAAUCCACAAGAACUCAAACCACAUCAUCAGCAGUCAAGAAAGCUGUAACCACCCAAAGGACAGAGCAGCACAUCUCUGUUCCAGAUUUUCAGAGCAACCAAUACUUGUUUAGUCCAUCACAUCAGAUACCAUCAACAUCACGUAUUUCAGGCCCAAUUGAAGGACAGCUUGUCCCAAUGGCUAUUGCUCUAGGUGAACCACGGAUUGAUAAUGGUGUUCCACAAGCUGCAGAUUUGAUUAUUAGCGGUGCACCCUCCGUCAUACCGAUCUCAGCUUCCUCAACUCUUCCAAAAUUAGAGCUUCAGACGAAAAAGUCCAACAUAGCUGUUGUACACAUGAAAUCUGAAAAGAGGGACCCAAUUAAGUUAACUGUCCAGGUACUGCCAAACGUGGAUAUCGAUAGCCUUCCCAGUAUCAGUCCUGAACUGAGCCAGAGAUCACCAAGCCCUGAGCAGCAGCAAGUUAUGUCCUAUCCUGUACAAACUCCAAUCCAGUCACAAGAGGCAGUCCAAACUGAGGAAGAUGAUGUUACAGGUUUUCCAGGGACCAGUUUUAUUGCUGUUGCAGAUUUACCAAAGGAUCCAGCGACUGACUUUGAACUUCAAGGAUCACCUGAACCCAGUAUAGAACUAGAAGGUUUUGCUGAGCCCAUCUCUGUUGCUUACAAUGGUCCAUCAUUGCCUCCCUCUGUUCCUAUUCAUCAAGAAGCUGUUGAUAUUGUAGACAGAAUGAUAAAACGUCAGGAAUCAAUUGAAAACCAGUUGGUUGAGUGGGUUGAACAAGAGGUCAUGUCUCACAUCAUUAGUCAGAUGUAUCCCUUACAGUAUCAGCCUGUGCCACACAGCAGCCAACCUGAAGAUGAGGAUAAUGGACUACUGGGCUCAGAUAAUGUUGAAUCGGUCAGGGGAGGAAACCUCCAGCUGUUUGUGGAUGCAGGCGUUCCAGUGGAUACUCAAAUCGUUCGACAGCUUGUAGAUGAAGCUCUUGCCGAGAUUAUUGCCAUCAUGCUAGGCCAGCACCGGAGUGGAAGCAGAAGUCAUAUCCAAGAACUUGCUCAGAGAGAAACACCUUCACCAAUGAUGUUGGUCCCAACACCAGAUCCAACCCCACGACACACUCCAUCGCCUCCUGUUGGACGUCUGUCCUUAAUCCAAACACCAGACGUUACACCCCAAGAUUCUGUCGCAGUAUCAGAAGAGAAAGAAUCAGAACCUGAACCAGAACCAGAACCUUUACUGAAAUCAUCACCAGUUUUAGAUGCUGCAGGACUAGCAUCUCCAGGAAAAUCAAGUCCUAUUGGUACUCCUGUUGCCACACCAUUCUGUACACCCUCAAGAGUGUCAACGCCAUCACCAGUAACAGAACCCAUCUCUGAGAAGAUAAAGAAUGCAAGCUUCAUGCUUUCACAGCUUCCAAACCCCUGGGGAGAUGUAGAGCUCCCUCUGGAGGAAGAAAAUCCCAGCUCAUUUCAAGAAGCAACACGACAGGCAAGAGCUAUUGUCAUGUCGGUAGCUAAGGAUGAAGAUCCUGAGAGUUUGGCACUACCACCACAUGCUGUCAUUCCUGUAAACCCAACCUCAUCUCUGCCAGAUGUACAAGUUCCAACAGCCCCUGUUCAAUCACUGACUCCAGUCCCAUCAACAGAAGGAAGUAGCUCAACAAUCUCCAUCACUGAAACAGAGACCGCUGACCGAAACAUCUCUGAAGGAGAGAUCCUCCUAAGCUAUGGACAAAUGGCUGCAGCAAAAGCUUUAAUAGAAGAAGGUAUCUACUUUCCAAACUUCAAUGUUAGUCUGUCCAAUACACUCCACGAUGCUCAAGAAAUGGAUGAAGAUCCUCCCAGUGAGGGACAAGUAAUUUCAAAGACACACAAAGGAUUGCAAAAAUACUCACUUGGCACAAUGUUGGCACAAGUCAGUCAAGGUCCAUAUGCUCCACAAGAAAUACAUCAUCCUGAGGACUCUGAUGAUGAUAGCAGCACAGGACAGAUCAGUGAAGGCCAGAUGCCCAAAUUUACUGGAGCAGCAGAAAGCAUCCUGACUGGACAAGCACAAUACAGAAGUUCUCGAUCAAUGAAUAGAGACUCAAGCUUAACACGAAGAGGACGUUCACCAUCACCAGGACAGUUUGAUAUUCAAAAAGAGAGAAAUGGAUGGGAGCUAGAUACCAGCUAUGGACCUAUGACCUUGGCAGAUCUUGAAACAUGUCCCAUCCCAGCACUUCACAGCAGUCAAGCACUCCAGAAGACCCCUAAAUCAGAAAGCCAGGGACAGGAUGAUGACAUACCUGCGAUGGAGCAAAGACCAGCAACUGCAAGAGUGAUAAAAGUUCAAAGUAGAACUCCAGAUGCCAUAGAACAAAGUACCAAGGCUGAAAACUCUUCUGAACUUCAAGCAACUGCUUUGAAAAUGUCCGUAACAGUACCUUCCAUGAAUGAAGAGGAGCAAUCUGGCAGCAUCAGCACUGUAGAUGGUGACGACACUUCUGGGGCUGAGAUAUUUUAAACAUUCACUUUCUUAUAAAAAGCUUUUAUCAUUAUGAAAGUUUUCUAUUAAGUAUUUUGGAAUAUUGUUAUCUUUUAAUUCUAAGUUUCAGUGAUUUUAAUUUAUGUUUGUUGUAACAAAUGAUGGCAAAAGCCUUAUUCUUGAUUGCAAUAUAUUGUAAUAAACCUGAUGCAUUCAUGAUUGUGUUUUAAUUAAGCAAUAAAUGGA
Molecule: messenger RNA, 5136 nt
Organism: Chiloscyllium plagiosum (whitespotted bambooshark)
Lineage: Eukaryota; Metazoa; Chordata; Chondrichthyes; Orectolobiformes; Hemiscylliidae
Product: KIAA0586 ortholog
Biological process (GO): smoothened signaling pathway
Cellular component (GO): centriole; ciliary basal body
Source: RefSeq, a predicted model, not a curated record